AUGCGUCGAAGCUCCAUCCUAGCGCUUCUAAGCGCUCUCGCACCUACAGCCGCAGAAACGUACAACGUCCCAUCAAACCCAACUGUGUCGGGCCAACCUUUCGACAGCUUCGUCAGCUACUCUAUCGAAUUCUCGUCCUCUCCAGAUUUUGCCGGCAACCACUCCCAACCCAACAAGUAUUCCUACAACCUCAUCAACAACAUCCACGCCAUAUCCAACAACUACCCCGUCUUCCGCGUCGGCGGCAACACCCAGGACUUUGCCCUCUACAACGCAUCCCAGCCCACGUCCCUCGUCGGCGUCGUUGACCCCGACAAGUCCCCCGACUACCCUACCACCAUCACCAUCGGCAAGUCCUACUUCGAGAGCUACGGGACAUGGCCGGGCGUCAGGUUCUCCCACGGCUUCAACAUGGGACUUGGCGGCAAGACUGCCCGGGGACGCGAAACUCUGGUUGAUACCGCGCCAUUGGCGUGCGAGGCCCUGCGACACGGCAACCUGUACACGUGGGAGUACGGCAACGAGCCCGACUUGUUUACGUCCGGGGCGUAUGCGCCGCGGCCCAAGGGGUGGAAGGAGACGGACAUGGUGGCCGAGUGGCUAGCCGGGACAGACGACAUCAGGAACCAAGUCAAGAAGCAGUGUCCAGAGACCCAAGUGAGGUUCAUGGCGCCGUCGAAUGCCGGCGUGAGCAACGCGCUAAGGGCAAGCAAGAUGUGGGCAGCCGGGCUGAAUAAACGCGGCGACGUCGAGAUGUUUUCCGCGCACAAGCUCUCCGUCGACAGCCACGUCGCCGAGUACAGCGCCAUCUUCGGCACGGCCAGGUCGCCGCCGCCGCUCAUCUUCGGCGAGACCAACUCGCUCUACAACCAAGGACGGCCGGGGCUCUCAAACACGUUCGGCGCCGCCCUGUGGUGCGUCGACUUCAACAUGUAUUCCGCCGCCGUGGGAUUCAAACGAGUCCACAUGCACCAGGGCACCAACUACCGCUACCAGGCCUGGCAGCCCGUCGCCACCGAUCUCGCCGCCGUCGGCACCAAGGCGCCCUACUAUGCGUCCAUAGCAGCCGCCUUCAUGACGCGCCGCGUCGCCCGCGCCCCCGUUUCCAUUUCCAAUGUCCCGCUGUCCUCGGACGUUGCUGAAUCCGCCUACGCGGCGCACUACGCCUCCCGCGGCGGAAGGAAACAUCUCGCCCGGCUGAUGGUGAUUAACAUGCACGGGUACAAUACUACCGUUGGCGGGGCGGGAUUGGAACCGCUUCCGAGCCCGCCGCGGAGGACGGUCCGGAAGUACAAGUUUCGUGUUGAAGGGGUGAGGGACGGUGUGCGUGCCAGUGUGUACAGGUUGAUGGCGAAUGGGAGCGAUGCCAUUACGGGCAUCACGUACGACGGGUGGAGCUACAAUUACGAGUUGGAUCAAGGUAGGGGCGUGAGGCUGACGAAUGUCACGGUUGGCGAGAAGACCGUCGUCGAGGGCGGGGAGGUGGUGGUUGAUGUGGCGGACUCGUCGGCCGUUGUUUUGAGUUUUGGAAAGGAUUGCUGA
Messenger RNA from Metarhizium acridum CQMa 102, 1542 nucleotides. Lineage: Eukaryota; Fungi; Ascomycota; Sordariomycetes; Hypocreales; Clavicipitaceae. The record is from RefSeq and is a predicted model, not a curated record.